UCAGCAGCAUAACACUUAAGAGACAAAGGACCUUUAGUUUCCUGCCAUCAUAACAUACACGUUGUGAGAACUGAAUAACUUUUUAGAGGACACUAAUUUUUGACACAAGCAUUAAAGCAACAACAUCAGGAUGUCCAACAACAAAAAGAAACCAACAACAACUUCAAUAUUUUACAAAGAGCCAGCGAUGGUGGAGGAAUUGUACACUGGAUACCUGGUCAAGUCCCCCGCUCAACCAGCUCUGACUAAAAACGCUAAAUCAUGGAAGCGUCGUUUCUUUGUGCUCUCCAAGACGGGUGAGGACGCCUACCAGUUAACAUUCAAUGCAAACAACGAAAGAAAAGAGAUAGACCUUUCCAAGAUCAGCCUGCUAUUUAUUGGCCCCGAAGCACAUCAGAAGUGGGACUGGAUCCAGAAAAACUUCAAGUGUUCUACAUCCUCUGUGCUGUUCUUGAAGGUGGAAGAUGAUACACCAAAACACUCUAGAGACUAUUUCCUCAUUGGAGAAAACAGUGAUGAUGUGGAUGGUUGGCUCAAUGCCUUAGUCAAAGUAAUGAAGACCAAGAAAUCAAGAAAGACCCUUCAGGACAACAGAUAUAGAUCAGCAUCUGAUCCUGUAAAGAGUUCAGAACCAAAGGUUGAGGAUGAGCCUGAUGACAGACGGUCAGCACCUGGAUUAACGCUAACUUACCCGUCACUGUACAGCCAUUACGACUAUCCUCGCAAGCUCAGUGAACCUCCAAUACCAGUAGCGUUCAAGAUUCCAAUUAUUGAAGAUGAAGAUGAGAAGCAGGAUGAAUCACCAGAAGAAAAUGCAUACAUGUCCAUGGCAUCAUUGCAAAGAGCUUUGAAAGAAGACCAACUGGAGGUGGACAAUGCAAGCAUUCAGAAAAACACUUCCAUUAAUGGUCAAGAGUCCUCUGUGUGCAAUGGUGCAGUCAACCAGGAUGAGGACGAUAAAAAUAAAUGUGAAACACACACACAUGUUGAGAAGGAGAUCUGCGUUAGUCAAAAUGAUCUUAAAAACAGUCUGAUCUUGACACAGGAAGAAGGAAAACCAUGUGUCUCUGACUGUCGGAAGAUUCAGGACUCGUGUCUCUUCCAUAAGGGGGAUCAGAUCCUGGCCUUCAAUGACCUGCUUAUAUACACAGUAGAUGAGAUUCAGAUAUACUUAAGAAGACUAAGCAAGGAUGAGGUAAAACUCACUAUUCGGCGGCUCAUAGGAUCCCAGCCUCUGCACUCUGAACCCUGCCCAUCAUAAUGAGGACAAGAAACAAAUCUCAUGUGAAUUCAUCACCAUCAAGAUAUCAGAAAUGUGUCUGUGGGACAUUAAAGCUCAUUCAAUCAUACAGGUUGAAAACAAGGUGUAAAUGAAGAACGUAAGAGGCAGUCAGGUUAUCUAAAGUAACUUGCCCUCUUUUGACUGUAUACGUAAAUAUGUAUGUGAAUGUUCGGUUCAUUGAUCUUAAAGUGUCACUAAGUUAAAAAAUGAUUAACAUUUAGACUGUAUAUAUAUGUACAUGAAACUAUGUGAGUGGUAGUGGGUUUAUUAGUUCACAUCUGUUCAUGUGAAGAACAAGAGUCAAGUAUUACUUUAUAAUAAGUAUGUAGGUUAAUUCACAUUGAAAAAUGCACAGUUCAAAACUGUUCAUGUAUAUUAUCCUCUUUAAAGAUGCACUUUUGUACAAUCCUAACUGUAUGAAGUACUUUAUAUACUGUGUAUAUACACGUUUUCUGUCAUUGUGUAUUUUGUUUUGCAAAGCAUUUAACCAAUGAUGUAUUGCUCCUAGUCAUUAUGCAUUGAUUCAAAUGUUUCAGUCAGACUGAUGAUUACUGAAUAACAUGUAGCCUACGUAACAUAUACGCAUGCAUUAUGCUGUAGAAAAGCAUGUAUUUGCACAUUGUUACAAUGUAAAGUAUUAUUAAACUUUUGAAACUA
Messenger RNA from Onychostoma macrolepis, 1939 nucleotides. RefSeq names its product pleckstrin homology domain-containing family S member 1-like. The coding region runs from base 131 to 1261 and encodes 376 amino acids. NCBI's taxonomy places the organism in Eukaryota, Metazoa, Chordata, Actinopteri, Cypriniformes, Cyprinidae. The record is from RefSeq and is a predicted model, not a curated record. The transcript has 13 exons.